Molecule: messenger RNA, 3324 nt
Organism: Cryptomeria japonica (Japanese cedar)
Lineage: Eukaryota; Viridiplantae; Streptophyta; Pinopsida; Cupressales; Cupressaceae
Product: glutamate receptor 3.4
Exons: 7
Coding region: 518-3181 (887 amino acids)
Cellular component (GO): plasma membrane
Molecular function (GO): glutamate-gated receptor activity
Source: RefSeq, a predicted model, not a curated record
UUGAAUUUAUUUAUGAGAUAGGUCAAGCACAAAAAAUGUUAACAAAUAGGAGAAUUUCCUCCAUGGACUGAAUUUGAUUCUCACAGUAGUCUUGCUUCACCCUCAAGUUCCAAAAAGAAAGGAAAAAAUCUCCAUAAUGGGUCCCUGCUAGUAAUUUGAUUUCGGGAGAUUACUGAAGCCCCACCGCCAAUAAAAAGUUAAAAAAAUAUCUCCAUUAUAAAUCCGCUAGGGAUUGUGUGGUGUCGGAGGAAAUAAUAAAUAAAUUUUAGUGAGGCUUAGCAAAUAAUUUUCAAUUGGGUUACAAUUUGUGGUAUUGGGUUUUCCAUCCUGAAAUAGAAGCUCUUUCAUUAUUGUGUGGUUGCUGAGGAAACGAUUAAUUUUAGUGAACCCUAUCAAAUGAUUCUCAAUUGAAUUCCAGAUUUUGGCAUUGGAUUUUGCUUUCCAAACCAGUUGGUUCAUUUUCUGCUGAAUAGUGUGUGCGCGAAGAGAAAUUAAUAAGAUUUGGUGUUCUUUCUCAAUGAUAAAUUGGGUGGCAUUUGUGGGAUUGGGUUUUGCCUCCGUUGUGAUUUUUCCUGAUUGGAUAUGCUUCUGCUUAGGACAAUAUGGAGAUAGACCUGCAACUGUGAAUGCGGGUGCUCUUGUGGCCUAUAAUUCCACUAUUGGGAGAGUGGCCAAAAAGGCCAUUGAAUUGGCACUGGAAGAUGUUAAAAAUGACAAAACCCUGCUUAGUGGAACGCAGCUUGUGAUCACCAUGAUGGACUCCAAUUGUAGUGCUUUCAUUGGCACUUCAGCAGCUCUUGAGUUGUCGAAACGCAAUGUAGUGGCAACUGUAGGACCACAAUCCUCUGUGAUUGCUCAUGUUAUUUCGCACAUAGCAGAAGGACUCAAGGUACCACUUUUAUCAUUUGGAGCAACUGAUCCGAGUCUCUCUUCACUUGAGUACCCUUAUUUCCUUCGCUUCACGCAUAAUGAUUUCUCGGAGAUGACAGCAAUUACUGCUGUAUUUGGUUUCUUUAAUUGGAGAGAAGUUAUUGCAAUUUAUGUAGAUGAUGACUAUGGGAGAAAUGGAAUAGCUGCUCUGGGUGAUGCACUUGGGAAACAAGCUAAAAUUGUUCAUAAAUUACGAAUUCCUCCAGACAUCACUAGAAGUAGCCUGGGUAAUAGCUUGAAAGAUUUGGCUUUGAUGACAACUAGAGUUUUUGUCGUUCAUAUGAAUCCAGAUGUUGGUCUGAGGCUUUUCACCGAAGUGCACCGCCUUCAAAUGUUAAGCAAUGGCUAUGUAUGGAUUGCCACAGAUUGGCUAUCCUCUGCUCUGGAUUCCCUUGUUCUUGAUUCAGAUACAAUGAAAUCACUUCAUGGUCUCAUUACUGUGCGGAGGCAUGCUCCCAACUCCCAUCAGCUACAUGAUUUUUCUGUAAGAUGGAAAAAUCUGCAAAAAGCUGGAAAAGUUGAUGCAGGGCUCAAUGUGUUUGGGCUUUAUGCUUAUGAUACAGUAUGGGCACUUGCUUAUGCUAUUGAUUCCUUUUUUAAAAAGGGGGGAAAUUUAUCCUUUACAGAUUAUCCUCACCUAUCCUCUGAAAGUGGAAGUCAAUCAGAGCUAGCAAAGUUCAAGGUCUUCACAGGAGGUCCACAGUUGCACACCAUAUUAUUGCAAACUAACAUGAUGGGCUUAACAGGUCGAGUUCAACUGGAUAGAAGAGGUGAGCUGCUGGGUUCGACUUUUGAGAUAAUUAAUAUAGUUGGAAAAGAUUUCCGCACAGUGAGCUACUGGUCAAAUGCAUCGGGCUAUCUGUUACUCCUCCCGAGAGUAGAAAUGGAAGAUCUGAUAUGGCCUGGUGAUAGAAAACAGGUGCCACGAGGGUGGACAAUUCCAAACAAUGGCAGGCGGCUUAGGAUUGGAGUUCCUUGGAAAGGAGGAGCAUUUGAUAAAUUGGUAAAAAUAGAAGGUUCAAAAGUGGGAGAUUCUUACUGCACCGAUGUGUUUGCUGCUGCAGUGAAGAUGUUGACUUACCCUAUUCCUUAUGAAUUUAUAGUUUAUGGAAGUAAAGAAUCACCUCCCAAUUAUGAUGAACUUGUAAAAAAGGUUGCUUCCAAGGAAUUUGAUGCAGCAAUUGGGGACAUAACAAUUCUGAAAAACAGAUCAAAUUCUGUGGACUUCACCCAACCUUAUCUGGACUCUGGCCUGGUAGUGACAGCUCCUGUCAAAAAGCAAAUAUCAAAUCCUUGGGCUUUUUUGAAGCCAUUUACACCAGAGAUGUGGAUUACAACUGGGGCAUUCUUUCUUGUCGUAGGAGUAGUUGUCUGGAUUUUAGAGCACAAGAAAAACGACGACUUCCGAGGAAAACCAAGAAAACAAUUUGUUACCAUCUUUUCGUUCUCCUUCUCAACAAUGUUUUUUUCCCAUAGAGAACAAGUUGUGAGCUGCCUUGCACGGACGGUUUUAAUCAUAUGGCUGUUUGUAGUUUUAAUCAUCAAUUCAAGUUACACAGCAAGUUUGACCUCAAUCCUUACCGUGCAACAGCUUUCACCCACAAUCAAAGGAAUUGAUGAUUUAAUAUCAAGCAAUGUCCCAAUAGGAUAUUUAAGUGGGUCCUUCGUUAAAAUCUAUUUGUCAGAGGAGCUUAAUAUAGCUCAAUCCAGACUUAUUGGUCUUGAAUCUCCUGAAAGUUAUGCUAAUGCUUUGAUGGAAGGACCAAGCAGAGGAGGUGUGGGAGCAGUUGUAGAUGAGCUUCCAGCUAUCAAAAUCUUCUUAGAAAACCGGUGUGGUUUUAAAAUAGCUGGUCAGCCAUUCACCAAAGCGUCAUGGGGAUUUGUUUUCCAAAAGGGCUCUCCACUAGGAAUGGACAUAUCAACUGCAAUUCUGAACCUUUCAGAGACCGGAGAACUCCAGCGAAUUCAUGAUAAAUGGUUGGGUAAAAGUAGCUGUAAUUCACAUGCCGAGCAAGAAGGACCCAAUCAGCUUGGUCUGACAAACUUUUGGGGUCUUUUCUUGAUUAUGGGCGUGACAUCCUUUGCUGCUCUUCUUGCUUUCGUUUGUUAUUCAGUUAUUCAAUUCAGGAAUCGUCCAAGUACUCCUGAUGGUUCACAGAACAGGAGUGUUCUGAUAAGGUUUCUUUAUUUCGUUUGUGUGGAAAAACAGAUUAAGAAAAGUGAUAGUACAUCCUCACAGAGCAGUACUUGAUAGUGGCUGCCAUGGUCAUAGAUAAUUCAUGCUAACAAAACUCUGCAAAAAAAUGGCGAGCUAUUUGCACUUUUAUGAAUUGUACAGCAUUUUGAAAUUUCUCGAGCUUUUUCCAAUUAAUAGAAAGGAUUUUUAUCUGUUGA